Messenger RNA from Solea senegalensis (Senegalese sole), 1445 nucleotides. Its product is annotated as transmembrane protein 238-like. Bases 111 to 638 code for a protein of 175 amino acids. The transcript has a single exon. The record is from RefSeq and is a predicted model, not a curated record. NCBI's taxonomy places the organism in Eukaryota, Metazoa, Chordata, Actinopteri, Pleuronectiformes, Soleidae.
GCCGGAGGGGCGGUGUCAGUGUGAGCCUGUGCAGGUGCGCACAGGUGCGCAGUCAGGAUGCAGCGUCCUCCCGUUAUUCACGCGUAAAGACGCUCGCUGUGUUUCCCACGAUGGACGUGCGCAAACACAUCGGCGGCUGCCUGCUGCUGUUCGUCCUCGCCGUCGUCUUCGACGUCACCGGCUUCAUCGUGCUCUUCGUGGGCAUCUUCGCCAACGUGCGCCUCGACGGCCGCUUCUACGGGGACUUCUUGAUCUACACGGGCUCGAUCGUCAUCUUCAUAAGCCUGGCCUUCUGGCUCAUGUGGUACGUGGGCAACAUCCAGAUGUCCGAGCGCUACCACGACCCUUACGACAAGAACAGCGUCGUGGAGCGACUCGCGAGGACCUUGUCCAGGAAGAUGAGCCAGAAGCCUGGAGGAACCGCGAGGAGCCUGAAGGACGUGGACGGCAGACGACGUCCCGUGGACCCGACGCCUCCACACAAGGCCAGCAGGGUGACGUGGGGCAAAAACUCAGCCUUCCACAACCACGGGUUCGAGGGGGAAUCCAUGGAUUCACCCACUGUGGAGAAGAAGCUGGAGAAAUCAGAGAGCAACGAAGAGGAGAAGCUGCCACCUUCAGACAUGAUGGAUAUUUGAGUCCUGAGACGAAAGAAGACAUUUUGGAUCAUUUCCAGGUUGAUUUUUUUUAUCAAAUAUUUGGAAAAGAAACUUGUUUCUUUUUGUCAAGAUUCUCCAAAAUCAACUUUAAGUUGCACUAUAACUGUUUACAUGAUAUCAUGGAGGAUCAGUUCAGAGUCUGAGCCAAAGAAAAUUUUUAUGUUUAUCAUUAAUAGACCAAUAUUUAAUACUUAAAGUGCCCACUAAACCAAUGAGUCCCAAAGAUGUGGGUCGGGGCCCACAGAUAGGUCGUGGGAGAGGUUUUUUGGGCCCCCAAAAUGAAGUUUUAAUUAAUUUGCCAAAGAUUUAAGACCAAUUAAUUACAAUAUGUGUCAGAGAUAUGGGUGUUAAUGAGUCUCUAUAUUUUGUGUUGAUUUUAAAUCUUAUUUUUAUAAUUUGGGCCAUUUUUGAAAAGUGGAAACACUUGUAUGAAACCGUCAGAUGUAACUUCCUAUUAUUGGCAACACUGUGAUUUGACAGCAGACACUUUUGAAACAUCAUUCGUUAGAUGGCAAAGUGAAAAAAACAAACAUUAUCAAGAAUAUCGAUCGCAGAAUAAUCACAGUGGUGCAAUUAAAAAAAGCAUAAAAAGGUGAUCACAGGAAAUCAAAAAGAGGGCCUAUUAUAAUAAUAUUAAUAACAGCAAAUAAAAUAAACAAGAUAAUGACAAGAAAGUUUAUACAUACUAUAGUAGUAUGACAAUAAUACUUACACCAAUAAAAGUAGUGUAAUUAAAUAGUGUAAACAAACGUAAAGUAAUAUAUCAUUUAAAAUAAUCCAAACAUU